ACGCAGCACGGGAACAGGAAGACACCAGCGCUGGCACCGAGCUAACGUUUCCAUGUAGCUUUGUCAACAUGCACGUCCGCAGUUCCGCUUCUAACGCCGGACUUGCUGUGUCUUUGAAAGGCGGUUGGUAGGUUUACGAUGCCAGCGUCCGGCGAGCCGAGCUAGCGAAGCUAGCGCAGUUGUUAUCCGUUGUGAAGCCGAAUCCGUUGUUGUUAGCAUCCGUUAGCACGAACAUGGCGAUUGUGUCUGGCUCCUGCGCUCGAGUCAACGGCUCCAGAAACGGGCCCGCCGUCGCCGGGACGCCGUCCGGGUCGGUGGGCCAGUCGCAGCCCAUGAUAGCAGUGUGGGAAUGGCAGGACGACCUGGGCUACUGGCGGCCGUACAGCGGCCAAGUGAGCGCCUACAUCGAGCGGUGCCUGUCUCCGCGGGGCCAGCGAGCAGCGGGACCCGGCACCACCAGCAUCUGCCUCGGACAAUCAGACCCCAGCUUGUCGCCGUAUCUCAUCGACAUACCCAGCCUCAAACAGUUCCGACAGGAUACAGGUAAGACUCGAUCGGUCCGCCGGUCCCUCUUCGCUCAGUCCUCGGGCCUGGGCAGCGGCGUGUACUGGGAGUGGGCCAACGACGAAGGAGGGUGGACCCCCUAUGAAACUCGAACCUCCAUCCUGCUGGAGCACAGCUACCAGGCCCGGCAAGGCACAGCAGACCUGGGCACACACGGUUACAACUACAUCGUAGACCUCACGUCUCUGGCCCAGGUGAACAAAUCCUCGGGCUUCAGGCGGCAGGUGCGAAGGCAGUGUAACCUGCCUUACCCGCUGGCGUCCUUCGGCCCCCCAGCCAUUCCCUCAGCCCCUGCCUGCUCAUGCCAGCAGUGUCUGAGCCACAGCAGCACCGGGCCCAUACCCAGUCGGUCCCGACAUUCCUUUUCAUCGGGCAGCCUGACUCGGCCGAGUCUCCACGGGCCGGGGAGAGCUGCCGCCGCUCACACCACUUCUGUGUACUCUCCAUACCCAAGGAGGCCCCUCUCUGUUGGAGGGUUGUCCUGGGGAAGCCCAUGGCCUCCGCCGCCGUCCGCCAGCCAACUGGCUGCACCGCUUCUGGGCAGCUCCACCAGUGCCAACGGGUUAAGUGUUCCUUCCAUCCCAGUGCAGCUGAACGGCUCCACCAGCGUCAGCUCGGCCCUGGCAGGCAUGGCCUCCAUUUUGAUGUCGGCAGUGGGACUCGGCGUGCAUUUCACCAGCGCCCCACUCCCACAGCACCCAGCGCCGCAGCAGCUCCAGCAGCCCGCUCCCUUCUCUCUUCCACCUCCUCCUCCUCUCCUCCCCUCCGCCAGCAGAACCUGCAAACCUCACAGCAGCAGCAGCAGCAGCAGCAGCAGCAGAAGUUCAGUUAGGAGAGCAAAGAGGCAGCACAGGAGAGCCUCGGCGCAGAGACCCGAGGAGGUGAUCCAGCGCUACAUGGAGGUGGUGGCUGGAGCGGCCGACGAGGACUGCAUCAUCUGCAUGGACCAGCUGUCCAACCCUUCUGGCUACGAGACGCCGACAGCAGAGGACGGACGGAGCCUGCUGCCGGACGCCGUCGGCAAAUUCAUCAAAUGCGGACACACGCUGCAUAUGCUCUGCAUGCUGGCCAUGUACAACAACGGCACCAAGGACGGCAGCCUGCAGUGUCCCUCCUGCAAGACAAUCUACGGAGAGAAGACGGGAACGCAGCCCAAGGGCAAGAUGGAGAUCUACAGCAUCGGCCAGUCCCUGCCGGGACACCCCGACUGCGGGACCAUCCAGAUCGUCUACAGCAUCCCGCCGGGGAUUCAGGGGCCGGAGCACCCCAACCCCGGGCAGCCCUUCACCUGCAGAGGGUUCCCCCGCUGCUGCUUCCUGCCCGACAGCGACAAGGGGCGGAAGGUGCUGGAGCUGCUGAAGGUGGCGUGGAUGAGGCGGCUGAUCUUCACCGUGGGCACAUCCAGCACGACCGGCGAGCCCGACACGGUGGUGUGGAACGGGAUCCACCACAAGACUGAGAUGAUGUCCAACAUCACGGGCCACGGCUUCCCCGACCCCAACUACCUGGACAACGUGCUGUCGGAGCUGGCGUCGCAGGGCGUCAGCGACGAGUGCCUGCUGGCCGGCGGCAGAUAGGUGGCGCCGUCACCAACACACACACACCCACCCACACUCACAUUCCCCCCUCUCUGCCAUCACGCCAGACCCGCAUGGGUCGAGACUGGGUCCCGCCCGAGGGUCUUUCCCGCCCGUGUCCUGGUCUGAUCUGGGACGGAGAAGUCGGCGCCUGUGUGAUGUCAUCAGCACGCGUCAGCAGGCCGUGUCAUCGAGCCUUUCAUGAAUGUUAGAAGCUUCAUGACGGACAGGAGCGUCCAAGUAGAAUCACAGGGAAUAUCUCCAACCUUCUGCCUCUGCGAGGACGUCAGACUAUAGUCGCGGCACUCAGAGAUUAGACAGGGGUCGGGGACCUGAGGAGCCCUCGUGUCUUGAAACGCAAUUCCAUCAGAGCCACAUGAGCCAUAUACACACACAAAACAGUUUUUAGUAUUUAUUGCAGCGAUGAAGUUCCCAUGCGACAGGUGGAUCGAUGUUCUGUGAAACAGUGAGGUGGAACCGUCUCGCGCAGCACAUCCUGCUACUGCUGCAGCUGAGCGCAGCAUGGAUCCCAUCACUGUCAAGAACAAACUCCGUUACGGUGACCUAAACACUUCCCAUGAUGCUGUGCAGUCCAGUCAAACAAUCACAGUGGUGGAUUGCUACAACAGGGCUCCGCCUCCACAGCCGGUCAGCUGAGCAGCGCAGCGCUCAGAAGUGAGGAGGGAAGAAAAAAAAAACAUAAGUUGGAAAACAUAAGGACAGAAACAUCCCAGUCAACAAACGCCAAUAAUUUCAUCAGUCCAAUGUGACGUGGCUCGAUCUUAGCAGCGGUUUAGAGCAUCAUGGGAAGUCACCGUUACUGAGCUGGCUCUUAGGGUGAUGGCACCUCACGUGCUACCGAAUGUUACAGGAUGGUAAACUCAGACUGCAGUUAGAAAAACUGCCUCUUUUUGUGACACGCUUUUGCUCUUCAAGCGCUGGUGUCAGAAACCUGUAGAAAGAUCCAGACUCCUCCUUCAAAAGAGCCGCAUAGGUUCCCGACCCCUCCACCAAGAGAUUACGGAAACAAUGGGGAAACAGAACUAAGCAAAAGCAAAGUAAAAGUUAAGCAUCAGGAAAAGUCGUACGGAUGUUUGGGAAUAAAUAUAUAGAGGAAACAACAGUGGCGCUGCCCAGUUCCUGGACACUGGUCUGGAGUGGGCGUGGCCUGACGUCGGCCUGAAGCUUGGGCUCUCUUUUCCGAAUCUAUUUACGUCCGCUGAUUCACUUCUGCCGCGACAGAAGGAAGACGACAAGAUUAAAAAUGGAGCUUCAUUUCGAUGCUUCAUUUCAAAUGAAUAGUAAUAAGAAUUGUGUUGAGAUCUGGAUUUAUUGUGACGUUUUCUGCUCCAGAUGUGUCGGAUUUAGCCCUGACGUUGUGAAGACAUUACACUACGCGAAACUUGAAGAAGCAGACGCACACACAAGCAGUUGACGUUUCAACUUGGGUCCUCCCUCCUGGAGCCUGGAGUCUCACCCGCAUCCUCGAGCGACGGAGGAUGGAAAUCUCAUGAAGCACUUUAGUCCCGUCAAGUUAGAAAGAAACAAAACGCAGCUCACAGAAAUUUGGGAAACGAUGCAAUGGAGAGGAACGCGACAUUCGACUGGGAGUUGGUGUACAUACGGCUAGAUGUUUAGCUUUGACACUUUUUUUAAGAGAAGUUGUGACUUUAGUUUGUUCCGAUGUUUUUUGUUUGUGAGAAAAGUGAAAUAACCAGACGACCUCGAAAGCAUCGUCGGGACAGGAGACCGGACCGGACCACAAACUCCGGAACAACAUCUCAAAACUUUUCAUGAAAAUGUAUGUUUUUACAGUUAUGAAUUUUUAACAUGAAAUAAAAUCAUGUAAAAGUUAAACACUGGAAACAAGUUCUGGUCUUAAUGAGUUAUAGAUGUCUUUUUACGCACAUUUGAUUUAGAAUGUCAAUAGUUUUCAAGUGCACAGUUAAGAAAAAUUGAACCGGUAAAAGUGAAAAAUGAAAUUCACCGUUCAGGGAGAGGGGUUUGCGAGAGGUGGCAGUUCUUGGGUUUGUCUCCGGCUCCGGUCCCGUGUUCAAAGAUGAAGCGUUUUGGAAAAAAUAAACUCUCCAGUUUAGAAAAUGUUUCAUCGUGACAAUCAACGUCAUCAAACUCCAGAACAUGAACGCUGUCGCCCGGCGACGAGUCGGAAAUAAUUCUGCAAUAAAUAAAGUCCGAACAUGGAAA
Messenger RNA from Synchiropus splendidus (mandarinfish), 4346 nucleotides. RefSeq names its product deltex 2, E3 ubiquitin ligase (gene dtx2). The transcript is spliced from 9 exons. Gene Ontology annotation, cellular component: nucleoplasm. The record is from RefSeq and is a predicted model, not a curated record. Gene Ontology annotation, biological process: Notch signaling pathway; protein ubiquitination. Gene Ontology annotation, molecular function: zinc ion binding; ubiquitin protein ligase activity. Bases 234 to 2141 code for a protein of 635 amino acids. Lineage: Eukaryota; Metazoa; Chordata; Actinopteri; Syngnathiformes; Callionymidae.